CAGCCGUCGCUCAUUCAGGAGCGGAGGCGUACCCACGCCACAUGGGACCUGCUAACACGCGGUCGGUUCUCGCGCGCUCGAUGCUGGCGUCCUCUCAACAGAGGGUUGAAAACCGCUUAGGUGACCGCGGCAGCUCAGUUUUCAGCAUCGGCGAACAUGCGACAAUUGACAUCCUGCUCGGCUCCUGCGCUGAGCGAUUCCAUUUACCGGUGAACGGAGCGAUCGGACUUUAUUCAUACGAUGGCACCUUACUCAAGGGCUCCUCUCGCGUCAGAAGCCUCGUCAAACCGAAUGAGACGAUUUAUCUCCAGAGGAAAGAGGACUGCGACGACUUCCUCUUCGGAUGUGAUUGGCUUCGAUGGGGUCUGCUGUGUUUCAUGAUCGCCAUCGCUGGAAUCAUCACAACAUCAUGUCUUUUCGCUCCUCUCAAGCACACCCAUCCUUUCGAAAUGGGAGUCGUCAUCGACGCCGGAUCGUCUCACUCUGAAGCAGUGAUCUUCCGGUGGCAUCAUCCGAAAAUAAACGGGACCGGUAAGGCCCUCGAAGAGGGUAGAGUGAAGAGCCACAAGGGGGGCAUAAGCUCUCUAACUCCCGAGGAAGUUUACGCGGAGUAUCGAGACAUGUUGAACAGAACCAAGAUGCUGAUCGCGAAUUAUACCGACGAAAGAGCCGUCCUCUACAUGUCGGCCACCGGAGGCAUGCGUCUUCUGAGGAUGCAGAACCCGGACCGAGCCAGCGCGAUCAUGGAGUCCGUGCGCGAGGCCAUGAAAGAAAGCGGUUUCAUAUUCGAAAUGGCUGAAAUAAGCGCCGGAGCUGACGAAGGCGCUCAGGCUUGGGUUUCGAUAAACCACAUCGAAGACCGACUCUCUUCGUACCAGCCUACGUUUGGCUCCCUCGACCUCGGUGGCGCAUCGACCCAAAUCACGGUUGAGGUAGAUAGGAAGGAGGAGGCGACGAGAUCUCUGAAACUGUACGGCAAAGAGCACUUCGUAUUCAGCAAGAGUUAUUUAUGCUUCGGGCUCGACCAAGCAUACCUCCGUUACGUGAUAACGCUGCUGAUCGAGAAUUCCGCUUUCGACAACCACAACUAUACGGUCGAAAGCCCCUGUCAUUGUGACGGUUUCACCGCCCAGAAGAAUCUAAGCCAGAUUCUAGGUCCAUGUGUCCACUCGGACCGUCUGCCGCCCCACAUCGAAGACGAGGAAGACAAGAUUAUCGUGAUCAAUGGCAAGUGGAAUGCCACGAGGUGUCGCGUAGUGACAGAUGAUAUCUUCGACGCGGGAACUUGUGGGAGACAUGAGUACAAGUACUGCUUCGAUGAGGUCAAUAUCACUCUGCCAAUGAAGAUGGACUACAUUGCCUUUUCGGGUUUUUCUUCACAACGAAUGAAGCUGGGGUCAGAAGUAGUGACGGAUUGACAGCACUUGAAUCAGCCGCAAACAACUUCUGUGAUCUACCCUACGACGCCUGGUUGGAAAAAUACUACGGCAAUAAAUCGGGGUAUGCAGACAAGGGUUGCUUCAAGAUCAACAUGGUUCGGACUAUGAUCGUCGACAAAUACUCAUUCACCGAGGAAGGCUAUCGAAGAAUUCUGUUCACUGAAAAUAUUGACGGACAAGGAGUUUCGUGGCCGAUGGGUCUCAUGUUGAACGCCACCAAUGCGCUUCCCGAAGAUGACGAGAGCCUCUGGGGAAUGCCUCUGGAGGCUUUCAUACCGCUUAUCAUUAUAUUCGUGUUGAUCCUUCUGGCAUCUUUCGUCUGCUUCCAUUAUCAUCGGAAAGCCGACCUGCAAAAAGUUCGAGGCCUCAUGUUCGCCUCGUCGAUCAGGGCCUCAUGAGCAAGGCAUGGGCUCGCUGAGAUCUCUAUCACCAAAUCCGAGUGAGGAGUUGUUGGAGCGAACGAGAUCGAGGACUCAAUGGAGCCUAAUAAACAAGAAGUGUGC
Messenger RNA from Galendromus occidentalis (western predatory mite), 1942 nucleotides. RefSeq names its product ectonucleoside triphosphate diphosphohydrolase 1. NCBI's taxonomy places the organism in Eukaryota, Metazoa, Arthropoda, Arachnida, Mesostigmata, Phytoseiidae. The transcript is spliced from 10 exons. The coding region runs from base 42 to 1418 and encodes 458 amino acids. Gene Ontology annotation, cellular component: membrane. Gene Ontology annotation, molecular function: ribonucleoside triphosphate phosphatase activity; GDP phosphatase activity; UDP phosphatase activity. The record is from RefSeq and is a predicted model, not a curated record. Gene Ontology annotation, biological process: nucleoside diphosphate catabolic process.